ACACACACACACACCGUCCCCGUUGUCGUUAAGUACAGUGCCUCAGUGCCUCGUUUCACGAUUAAACGCAAUUAAAAAAACGGUAUGCACUCUCAUGUUUCCCCCCCUCCCAGGUUACCUUGGUUACACGAGUGGUUUCUCCCUGCUCUGCAUGGUCUUCUUCCUAAUUGUGGUGAUGUACAAGAAGACUCAACUGACUUGUCCUCUGCACGGCUUCGACGUCGAGAACGCCACGGUAACGGCCAUGCUCAACAGCACACUGGCGCUCAUCAACGAGUCGGCGGUGGACUACAGCGAGGACGUCUGCACUCCCAAAUACUUUGUCUUCAACUCCCAGACCGUCUACGCUGUUCCUAUCCUCACCUUUGCCUUCGUCUGCCACCCUGCUAUCCUCCCCAUGUACGAGGAGCUCAAGGACCGGUCCCGCAAGAAGAUGCAGGGCGUGGCCAACGUGUCCUUCCUGGCCAUGUUCAUCAUGUAUCUGCUGGCCGCUCUGUUCGGAUAUCUGACCUUCAACGUGAACGUGGAGCCUGAGCUGCUGCACACCUACUCCAAGGUGUACAAGAACGACCUGAUCCUGCUCAUCGUACGCCUGGCCGUGCUGACCGCAGUCACUCUCACCGUGCCCGUGGUGCUGUUCCCCAUCCGUACCUCGGUCAACCAGCUGCUGUGUGCGUCCAAGGAGUUCAGCUGGAUUCGCCACAUCAUUAUCACCGUGGUCCUGCUAGCCAGCACCAACCUGCUGGUCAUCUUCGUGCCCACCAUCAAGGACAUCUUCGGCUUCAUCGGUGCCUCGGCCGCGGCCAUGCUGAUCUUCAUCCUGCCGUCGGCCUUCUACAUCAAACUGGUCAAGAAGGAGUCCAUGAAGUCUGUGCAGAAGAUCGGGGCCACCAUCUUCCUCAUCUGUGGGAUCAUGGUCAUGUUCAGCACCCUGACCCUCAUCAUCCUCGACUGGAUCUCGACCAGCAACACUAACGGCAAGCACUAGGCCGCCUGCGCCACCGCCCGCCGUCCCCGCCACCGGGGGGCAGCAGAGCACCACUCGCUCAGCUCCGACAACACCCUGGCCCCCGGGGCGAAGACCACGCCAUUUCAACAGAAUGUAACUGAACUGUGUACAGUAUGUGGUGUUAGACCGCAAAGAACGGAUUUUACCUUUUUAACUUUUCAUUUUUUAUUUUUAUGUUUUGCUUGUUUGUCUCAAUUGUUUGUUUUUCGUCUCUUUUUUUGUAGGGCUGCACCGAUUCCACUUUUUUCUCAGUACAAGUACUUGAAUUUGGGUACUUGCCGAUACCGAGUACCGAUACUUAAAGGUUGGGUAUGGGAUUUGCGAAAAGCCACCAGAUUUUGAAAACACACAACUGAAAUGGUUGAAAGGUUGCUAAACGGUUUUUUUUACGUCACAUUACGUAAAGUGGUACCUGGUGGUUGUAUCGGAGGAGUAUUCUGAGUACAAGUGCCUGAGCACAGUAUCGAUCCGAGUUCUGGUAUCGGUGCAUCCCUCGUUUUUUUUUAAUGUUGUCGUUUCGUUACCCGCAAUUUCAAUUUUUUCAGUAUUUACGGCUAAAUUCAGCAAAGAAAUGCAACAAAAAAGAAUCAUCUGAAGGUGCCUCAAACAGGGAUGCAUGGCAGUUGAGAUAUUCAGACGAUAUUCAGGUACUGUAUUGUGUGUGUGACCGUGACCUGCUGCCUGCGUCCUCCAAACCCAAAGCAAACUCAUCUCUGGAAUCUGACACGGAUUAUCCUUGAACACAUAAAUUACCCCCACGGCAUACUACAGCUCCUUCCAACUGCGUUUUUUCGUUAUUUUUUGUAUGUUUGUUAACUUUUUGAUUGUUUAUUCCGUUUUUUACUUUGCCAAAAGAUGCAUUUGAAAAACUUUGUUAUUGUAUAUUGAAAAGCACUUGUGAACAAACAGAAAGUCUUGGUCUGUUCUGAAGAUUCUGGCCUGCUGCACCACCUAUCAGUAUUCGGUACAAGUGGCAUCACUUUGGUACCGGUUUGAUUUCUGGCUUCACCUGUAAAACCUCUCGUGUUAAAGUCGACAACUCCUGCCUUGUCGAAGCCCUGGUGGGGCAGUAUGGGUAUCUCCCACCAGAGGGCGCCAGUGUUUUCACAACUGUAUUUAACGUUACUCUUCAUAACCGACUCGAUCGUAUUUGGGGAGAAUGUGUACUCACACCCAAGACACUACUGCUUACGGGGUCGGAGAACCUCCCAGCCCUGCCUCUACCCAGAGGCCGUGUUUUCUGCACCAGAGAGUCCUCUGAAUCGGACCACAUGCAGUGGUUAUAACGUACCUGUAUUGUUUUUACGUUUUAAACACUUGGGGUCUACUACCCCAACUAGCAAGGCUGCACAUGACCACACAUUGUGUCAACUGUUACAAAAACCUGCUCGCAUCGCAACGCUUAGGAGAGUGCUGGUCAUGUUUCGGAGUCGGUUUCCCCCCAGCCCCCCCACCCGCCAUUUUUUUUAUUUUAUUUGUGCGGUUGAACCGGUUCGUUAUUUUUAAACCGGUCCUUUUCGCUGGAGCUGGAGACUUCGUUGUCUGCGCUCCUCACGUCCGUCACUACUUCUGUCGGUACACUGGGCUUCCAACGCUAUCGGACCAUCCAAACCGUUAUCACUCGCCGACUAUUUAUGGAAGUUUAAAUCAAUGUAAUUUAAUCUAUUUUACUAUAUUUAUAUAAUAUUGUAUGUAUAUAUGUACAUAUAUUGAGUUGAACUGUAUAUACGCUUUUUGUUUUUACCUUAUUUGUUUUGUUUUUAUUUUUUGCUAUUAUCGCAGUUUAACACAUUGGAGUUCCAAAGUCAAAAAAAAACAUCAAGCUGAUGAAUUUUAGUCCUGUUGAUUUUUACCGUUGUAGAAGCCUUAGGGUUUCGGGUACCGUUGACCGAGUCGUCCCACUGUGUUGAUUAUGUGCCCCCCCCCCCCCCCCCCCCCCCCCCCCAAACCCUCUCCCACUACCAUGUUGUUAAUGUCGAUCUCAGCAAACACGGACGAGUUUUAAGCCCCCGAUUGAAACACAAGACCUGUGGUGUAAAAACAGCACGCCGUUUGCGACCUGAUGACCGCGUGGGCCGCGCUGAGGAGGAAGAGGAGGAGGAGGAUGUUGAGGAGGAAGGGCCCACUGUGUUACACUCUUGUUUCAAUGAAACGUUAUGUAUAUCCUGUAAUUAUUGUCCUAUUAAAAAUCAAAGAUAAUCUUA
Molecule: messenger RNA, 3213 nt
Organism: Gadus morhua (Atlantic cod)
Lineage: Eukaryota; Metazoa; Chordata; Actinopteri; Gadiformes; Gadidae
Product: sodium-coupled neutral amino acid transporter 2
Exons: 8
Coding region: 95-988 (297 amino acids)
Biological process (GO): amino acid transmembrane transport; L-glutamine transport
Cellular component (GO): plasma membrane
Molecular function (GO): L-glutamine transmembrane transporter activity
Source: RefSeq, a predicted model, not a curated record